UGUUUGAGUAUUGCCUCGCGGACGGAUAGAGACUAAAUACUUUUCCAAUUUCUAGGUGCGGAUUUCUCUUCCCUAUUGUGUUUGAACGAAGCGCGAUAAAAUGUAAUUCGAAUGACACACUGAUAAUAAUUAAGUUUGUGGCACAUUCGUUACUCAUAAACGGUGCAACUGCGGUCCAGGUUUAUUUAAAUUAAAUUUAAAUCCCUCUAAUCCAUUAAAACAAUAAACUGACUAAGAUGAAAACGGUGGUUUGGUGCUGUAUGUUGUUUGUAGUGAGUGUCAGUAGUGCGCGAUUGCGUAAGUUGGAACGAAUAGUGAUCUCCAAUCAGGAAUGCCUAAAUGAUAGCGGUUGCAAAGAGAACAGUUUCUGUUAUGGUAGGGAUAACAACAAAAUUGGAGUUUGUAAAUGCAUACAAGACUACUUUCUAAUCAACCCUUCCAAUUACAUGUGCGUGCGAGAUGCCAAAUUAGGUGAGAAAUGUGUGAAGGAUGAGCAAUGCGAAUUGAAUUUAGGUUUGGAUUCGCAAUGCAAUGAGGAUUUUAUCUGCGAAUGCCUCAGCAGCGCUCAUUACGUCGAAGAACAGGAGGCUUGUUAUAACACCUCGCGUUUGGAUGGUAUUUGCGUAGAUCACUACAACUGUUUAUCGAAAGACAAUGAACAGGUCUAUUGCUCGUACGGAAAAUGCACCUGCGGACUGAACGAACACAUAGUAGACGGCAGAUGCGUAAAGUCUGCACGUUUGGGAGCGAAUUGUUUGGAGGACGACUCUUGCAUCCAUCUGAACGCAGUCUGUAGAGGCGUAUGCAAAUGCAAAAUCGAUUAUGUGAUUGCCGACAAUCAGGAAAUAUGCCUCAAAGCCGCUGUCGAGUUAGGAGUUCCCGAUUCUUGUAAGCAGCUUAGCCAGUGCACGCAUAUAUUAGAAAACAGUUUUUGCUACGAAAACAAGUGCGUAUGCGAGGCGAGUUUUCACGUGUUCGGGAAUCGCUGUUUCAAGAGCAGAUAUCUUGGCGAACCGUGCAAUAAUUAUCGCGAGUGCAUUGUUGAACCAAAGUUGGAGGACGUUGUUGAGUGCACAAACGGGGUGUGUUCUUGCAAAUCGGGCACCGAUCCUAACAAAGGUUGCGCCAAAUUGAACAGCGCUCAAUACAACACGCUCCAUUUCUUCGGACUGAUAAUCAUCAUUGCGGUAUUUUUAAUUAACUAAAAUAUAGCAAUUAGUCGAACAUUUGUGUGCCUUACAUUGAUUCCUAACUUAUUAAAUAGAUUUAUUAAUAAAUUGAUAGGUCCAUGCAAUUCUUGUUAUUAACCUCAUACAU
This is a messenger RNA of Nicrophorus vespilloides, 1317 nucleotides long. Its product is annotated as prion-like-(Q/N-rich) domain-bearing protein 25. NCBI's taxonomy places the organism in Eukaryota, Metazoa, Arthropoda, Insecta, Coleoptera, Silphidae. The record is from RefSeq and is a predicted model, not a curated record. The transcript is spliced from 5 exons. The coding region runs from base 237 to 1205 and encodes 322 amino acids.